AUGUCUGGAGCGGAACACCCCAUUACUCAUUUUGGAGGCAAGCUAAAGGUUGACCAGUUCAUCCAACAGGAUAAGGAACUGUUGAGCAAAAUAAUAUUUAUGGGGGCUGGGUACUAUGCCACAAAUAUCGUAUUGCCUAUGAUUACUCCUAAUAUCCUUGCCAAUAUAAUAUCUCUUCCAGAGGAUUGCCCUAUCGCCACCGUGGGUGGCCCCAGAGUCAGCCCUUGUAUCUACGCACUGGUCAUCUUGAAUCAGCCAGAGCUCACUCUACCUGUAAAAAUUCUUCUGGCAGAGUCCGAGACUGGAACAGACCGAGAGAUGGUGAAUAUCUGGUCGGAGGAAGCAGGAAAGCCUGUCAAGUACUCUCAAUCCCAAUUGAGCACUACGAUAACAUGUGGACUUAAUGGGGCCAUGAAAUUGCACAAAUGCUACAGUUCUGGAGUGAAGCGCGCGAAAAGAGCUGGACCUCAAAGCAUCCUGUGUUGA
Penicillium antarcticum is the source of this 486-nucleotide messenger RNA. RefSeq lists its product as uncharacterized. The transcript has 2 exons. The record is from RefSeq and is a predicted model, not a curated record. The coding region runs from base 1 to 486 and encodes 161 amino acids. NCBI's taxonomy places the organism in Eukaryota, Fungi, Ascomycota, Eurotiomycetes, Eurotiales, Aspergillaceae.